GGACCAGCAAGGAAGACACAUCGAAACAAGUUUCACCAAGUCAUCAUGGCACCGAAGACCGUUGCGGAAAAGGCGUCUGCUGCUGCCUCGAGUUCGACCGUCCCGGCCAAGAAGAUCGGCAAAGGCAAGGCGAAGAAAUCGCUCGUGAAGAGCAGUGUCAUCGCAAGUGGAGGAUUGGACAAGCCGAAGAAGCGUAAGCCCCGCCGCAAGGAGCACUUCGGAACGCACCUGUACAAGGUGCUGAAGCAGGUCCACCCGGACACGGGCAUCUCGUCCAAAGCGAUGAACAUCAUGAACAGCUUUGUGAACGACAUCUUCGAGCGGCUGGCCGGGGAAGCGGCCCGACUGGCGCACUACACCUCGCGGAAGACCAUGUCCUCCCGGGAGAUCCAGACGGCCGUCCGACUGCUGCUGCCCGGCGAGCUGGCCAAGCAUGCCGUGUCCGAGGGGACGAAGGCCGUGACCAAGUACACCACUUCGAAGUAGACGCCGGUUGCUGCGAUUCAUAGAAAACAAACGGCCCUUUUCAGGGCCACCAAAAUUCUCACGAAA
Molecule: messenger RNA, 552 nt
Organism: Culex pipiens pallens (northern house mosquito)
Lineage: Eukaryota; Metazoa; Arthropoda; Insecta; Diptera; Culicidae
Product: late histone H2B.L4-like
Exons: 1
Coding region: 46-486 (146 amino acids)
Cellular component (GO): nucleosome
Molecular function (GO): structural constituent of chromatin; DNA binding; protein heterodimerization activity
Source: RefSeq, a predicted model, not a curated record